AGGCGAGCGCCGCCGUCGGACAGAGAGAGCCGCGGGCCGAGGCUGGGCGCCCGUCCGCAGCGCGCGGCAGGCAUGACGGGGCCGAGGAGUUCCCUGCGGGCGCGGGAGCCGGAGCGGCCCCGCGAGCCUGCAGCAGGAAGUGAUCAAGUUCAUCUGUGGACACUAGUUACAAACCAAGCCUUGCAUGUUGCAUGGAGGAUAGCGAGGGGCUCUGUGACGUUGGCAGUGUCCUUUCUGGUGGCGACGCUCUGCUAUUUCCGGAGGCUCCAUUUGCACCUAGGCUACCGGCUGAAGUGGUGGAUUGGAUAUCUGCAGAGAAAAUUCAAAAGAAACCUCAGCGUGGAGGCCGAAGUUGACUUGCUCAGUUAUUGUGCAAGAGAAUGGAACAGAGAGACGCCCCGCGCCAAACUGAUGAGGAAGGCCUGUGAGGAGCUCCUGUGCAGGCAUCAUAUUAAAUGUGUGAGGCAGGUGAAGAGGGAUAACUACAGCGCUCUGAGGUCGGUGCUGUUCCAGAUAUUCAGCCAGGGCCUGUCCUUUCCAUCCUGGAUGAGAGAGAAAGACAUUGUUAAGCUUCCUGAAAAACUGCUGUUUUCACAAGGUUGCAAUUGGAUUCAGCAGUACAGUUUUGGUCCUGAGAAAUAUACAGGUUCAAAUGUGUUCGGGAAAUUGCGCAAAUGUGUGGAGUUACUGAAAACUCAGUGGACUGAAUUUAGUGGAAUUAAAGAUUUUCACAAGCGAGGAAGUAUGUGCAAUGUCCUUUUCUCUGAUGCCAUCCUGGAGUACAGGCUGUACGAAGCCGUCAAGUUCAUCAUGCUGUACCAAGUCACCGAGGUGUACGAGCAGAUGAAGGCUGACAAGGCUGUCCCUGGCCUCUUCAGGCUGCUCUUCUCCAGGGAGACGUCCGCUGACCCCUUGAGCUUCAUGAUGAAUCACCUCAAUUCUGUCGGUGACACGUGCGGACUAGAGCAGAUUGACAUGUUUAUACUUGCAUACUCCCUUGAAGUCAAGAUAAAAGUAUUCAGACUGUUCAAGUUCAACUCCAGAGACUUCACAGUGUGCUACCCAGAGGAGUCUCUCCGGGAGUGGCCCGAGAUGGCCCUACUCACUGAGAACGACCAUCACUACGACAUUCCUGUCUUUUAAGUCAGCCUCGGUGGUGACAGUGGGCCCACUGGCAAGGGAAGU
Molecule: messenger RNA, 1185 nt
Organism: Ochotona princeps (American pika)
Lineage: Eukaryota; Metazoa; Chordata; Mammalia; Lagomorpha; Ochotonidae
Gene: OTULINL
Product: OTU deubiquitinase with linear linkage specificity like
Exons: 8
Coding region: 73-1143 (356 amino acids)
Biological process (GO): protein linear deubiquitination
Cellular component (GO): cytoplasm
Molecular function (GO): cysteine-type deubiquitinase activity
Source: RefSeq, a predicted model, not a curated record